Molecule: messenger RNA, 1021 nt
Organism: Elephantulus edwardii (Cape elephant shrew)
Lineage: Eukaryota; Metazoa; Chordata; Mammalia; Macroscelidea; Macroscelididae
Product: dystrobrevin beta-like
Exons: 1
Coding region: 2-1021 (339 amino acids)
Biological process (GO): synaptic signaling
Cellular component (GO): plasma membrane; synapse
Molecular function (GO): zinc ion binding
Source: RefSeq, a predicted model, not a curated record
AAUGCGUGCUCAGAAUUUUGAUGUCAUACGACUGUCAACCUAUAGAACAGCUUGCAAAUUAAGAUUUGUGCAAAAACGAUGUAACCUUCAUCUUGUUGAUAUCUGGAACAUGAUAGAAGCCUUCCGAGAUAAUGGCCUUAAUACACUGGACCAUAAUACUGAGAUCAGUGUGUCCCGCCUUGAAACCAUCAUCUCAUCCAUCUACUACCAGCUGAACAAAUGCCUUCCUUCCACUCACCAGAUCAGCGUGGAGCAGUCCAUCAGCCUUCUCCUUAACUUCAUGAUUGCUGCGUAUGACAGCGAGGGCCGAGGCAAGCUGACGGUUUUCUCUGUGAAAGCGAUGUUAGCAACCAUGUGUGGUGGGAAGAUGCUGGACAAGUUGCGAUAUGUUUUCUCCCAGAUGUCAGAUUCCAAUGGCUUAUUGAUAUUUAGCAAGUUUGACCAGUUUCUGAAGGAAGUUCUGAAGCUCCCAACAGCAGUCUUUGAAGGGCCAUCUUUUGGUUACACAGAGCACUCAGUCCGCACCUGUUUCCCACAGCAGAAAAAGAUAAUGCUGAAUAUGUUUUUAGACACGAUGAUGGCUGACCCCCCUCCCCAGUGCCUUGUCUGGCUCUCUCUCAUGCACAGGCUCGCCCAUGUGGAGAAUGUCUUCCAUCCUGUGGAGUGUUCCUACUGCCAGUGUGAGAGCAUGAUGGGCUUCCGGUACCGAUGCCAGCAGUGCCACAACUACCAGCUCUGCCAAAAUUGCUUUUGGCGCGGCCAUGCCAGUGGCCCUCACAGCAACCAACACCAGAUGAAGGAGCAUUCCUCUUGGAAAUCGCCUGCAAAGAAGCUGAGCCAUGCAAUUAGUAAAUCCUUGGGGUGCGUACCCACCAGAGAACCCCCACAUCCUGUUUUUCCUGAGCAACCAGAGAAACCGCUUGACCUUGCGCACAUAGUCCGUCCUCGUCCCCUGACAAAUAUGAAUGACACCGUGGUUAGCCACAUGUCCUCUGGAGUGCCCACCCCCACCAAGAGGUAA